CUUCCGGUGAACUAUCACCCGUGAUUGCAGUGGUGUUUACAUGCAUUUCUGCAAAAAAGCAAAAUUCAUUCGUCAUGGACUGCCGAUGUGUUUUUCUGUGUAUAGCGGUGGUAACGAUCAUACUUCCUGUUCCGGUGGAGACAGGAAAUAUAUUGGUACUGGUGUUUCCAACUUGGAGCCACAUAAAACCCAAACUCAAUAUAGCCACAUCACUUGCAAAUAAAUAUGAACACCAUUCAACUUUUAUCCUAAGCGAAGAAUUUGCAAAUAAAGUGAAGGAAGACAACAUUACUAGUGUUAUAGUACCAGCUGCAUACAAAAAUGUCAGUGUAGAUGGGUUUUUAAAGGAUUCCAUAGAUGAUGCUUGUAAUAGGAAGAUGCCACCUUUUUUCACAAUCUUAACUAACGCCAAUCGUUUAUGCCAUGCUCUUCUCUCAGACGAAGAUCUGUUUACAGUUCUACAACAGCAGAACUUUGAUUUGGCUUUUAUUGAUAAUGUAAUGAUAGCGGACUGCUUCACAGUUCUCGCAUACAAACUAGGAAUCCCUUAUGUGCAGCUUGGUGUCAUGCACACACCAGUCAGGACAAGAAUACCGUUUAUGCCAUCUGUACAUCCUGCCUUCGCCCUCCUAGGUUUCUUUGACGAAAUGUCGUUCAUUCAACGAGUAGUCAAUACGCUCUUUUCGGUGGUGAUGGCUGUUUCACCCCAGGUGAUUUUCCCGACCGAUUUGGUUGCGACGUAUGUUCCAGAAAAGCCAUUUGUGCCAUUAGAAGUCUUACAUAGACGCACGGCGUUUCAUCUUGUCGACAUGGACUUCGUACUGGACUUUCCAAGACCGUUGAUGCCCAAUGUGGCAUUUGUUGGAGGAGUUGGAACCGAGAAACCCAAACCAUUGCCAUCUGACCUUAAUUCUUACAUGGCUUCUGCAACUAAUGGAGUCAUUGUAGCCUCGUUUGGAAGUAUUGCCAACAGUCUCCCUGCAUCUAGGAUGGAAACACUUAUUGGUGUAUUUAAGAAAUUCAAAAAUGUAAAAUUCGUGCUGAGGUAUGGAAACGAGACAAAAGAGGAUGGUAAUAUCUUACUGAUGCCGUGGCUGCCCCAAAACGAUCUGCUAGGACAUCCCAACACCAAGGCGUUCAUCACUCACUGUGGCAUUGGCGGCCUCUACGAGGGGCUGUACAACGCAGUGCCGAUGAUUGGCCUCCCCUUCAUGACAGAUGGAUUUUACAACUGUCGUAAAAUGGCUUUUAAAGGAUUUGGUAUUUCUUACGAUUUCUGCAUAUUUACCGAUUUGGAAUUAUCGAAUGCCAUACAGGAAAUUCUUGAUAAUCCCAAAUAUAGCGUGAAAAUUAAAAAAGCGUCAGACAUUUUCCAUGGUCAACAGGGAACGCCCAGUGAACGUUCUGCGUACUGGAUUGAUCACGUGAUCCAACAUGGCGGCGACUACCUCCAAACACCGGCGACUGACAUGCCUUUAUAUAAAUAUUACCUCCUGGAUGUCUUGCUGUUUAUAACUUUGGUGACGUUCCUGAUUAUUUGGUGCUGUGUGAGGUCGAUCAGAGCCUGCUGUAGAUGUUGCUGUAGACCGAAAAUCAAAGUUGAUUGAAUACUUGCAAUGUCCGACUUAGGUACACUUAGGCGUGCAAUGUAUUUGUUUCCAAAAAUGAAUUUCAGUCUUACACGGUUCAAAAUCACACACAUCUAUACUCGAAAUACUGCCUGUGACUACUACCUUAAAAGUACAUAUUUCUUAAAACCGAUGAACAUAUAUGUAUUGGAAAGAUGAGAACACUUUAUUUAAAAUGAUUUUAUUUUCCUUUUAUAUCAUCAAUGUAUUGCAGGUAUGAUUUUUCGAAUCUUAUAGUUAAAUAUGUACACAUUUGAAUGCCAUUUAAUGUAUAUGUGAUUGAUACAACAAUGGGAAUAUAUAUAUUAUUGCAAAUGUCAAAACAUGUUUUGGUUUACAGAUUUACUUACAUUUCUGAUCAUUUAAGUUACAGUUUAUCUUGGCUUUUGUUAUGCUGUUUCGAGUUGGUAAAAACCUAAUUUCGACCUCAGUGAAAAUUGUCUCAGUAGUUUAGUAAAGGUAGCGAAUGAUACCGAGAAACCCAAGCCUUACGUAUUCCUGCAGUCUGUGAAAGGAUAACAUAUCGCAAAUUCAUAAAUGCCAAAUUGAUUUCCAAAAUACAAAAUGUAUGUUGUGAA
Molecule: messenger RNA, 2206 nt
Organism: Mizuhopecten yessoensis (Yesso scallop)
Lineage: Eukaryota; Metazoa; Mollusca; Bivalvia; Pectinida; Pectinidae
Product: UDP-glucuronosyltransferase 1-6-like
Exons: 2
Coding region: 75-1607 (510 amino acids)
Molecular function (GO): UDP-glycosyltransferase activity
Source: RefSeq, a predicted model, not a curated record